UCAACGAAAUCCCACACACUGAUCUCUCAAAACAUGGCUGAAGUUAAGCUGCUAGGAAACUGGUCUAGUCCUUUCAGUUAUAGAGUCAUAUGGGGUCUAAAACUUAAGGGCAUACCAUACGAGUACCUUGAAGAAGAUCUUUCCAACAAAAGCCCCUUGCUUCUUCAAUGCAACCCAGUCCACAAAAAGAUUCCAGUUCUCAUCCAUGGGGGAAAAUCAAUUUGCGAAUCCAUGGUAAUUCUAGAAUACAUGGAAGAGACCUGGCCCCAAAUUCCGCUGAUGCCCGAUGAUCCUUAUGAGAGAGCUAUAGCCAGGUUUUGGGUUAAAUUUGUUGAUGAUACGGGUUUUGCGGUUUGGAUUAUGUUCCAUAGCAGCGGAGAAGAGCAUGAAAAGGCAGUGAAGGACAGCUUGGAAAUGCUAAAAACCAUUGAAGAACAUGCUCUGGGAAAGAAGAGAUUUUUCUGCGGAGACAAGAUUAGCUUGGUGGACAUAGCCUGUGGCUGGAUUUCCCAGUGGUUGGAAGUCUUGGAAGAAGUGGCAGGAAUAAAACUGAUUGAACCUCAGAAAUUUCCUCGCCUGCAUACAUGGAUAAAAAAUUUCAAGGACGAGCCCAUAAUCAAGGAAAAUCUGCCAGGGCAUGACGAGAUGCUGGUCUACUUUAAAACUCUCGGAGGAAGGGCAUCAUCACGCUAAUUUAUCCAGCAUGUUAGGAUACUGGCAUGCGAACCCGACAAGACAAAAGGCAAGGAAUAAGAUAAAAUGAGAAAUGAGACACACAAGAAUUUACGUGGUUCACCCAAUUGGGCUACGUCCACAGGCAAGUAUAGAAGGAUUUUACUAAGUAAUGUGGGAAUUACAACCUCUCUCAAAUAAUAGGAGAACAACUAAGAAUCUCUCUAUUAUUAGGAGAAAACACCUCACUUACUCUCUUACAAAUACCUCACAAUUUUGUGGGAUUACUCUC
Populus nigra (black poplar) is the source of this 964-nucleotide messenger RNA. RefSeq names its product probable glutathione S-transferase. Lineage: Eukaryota; Viridiplantae; Streptophyta; Magnoliopsida; Malpighiales; Salicaceae. The transcript has 2 exons. The record is from RefSeq and is a predicted model, not a curated record. The coding region runs from base 34 to 693 and encodes 219 amino acids. Gene Ontology annotation, cellular component: cytoplasm. Gene Ontology annotation, biological process: glutathione metabolic process. Gene Ontology annotation, molecular function: glutathione transferase activity.